UAUUGGUUCAUAAGAAUCAGCUGUUUUAAUUUUCGGCUCGUGCAAGUGAUAACAUCCGGAAAACUUUUAUAAAAAUGCAAUUAACGUUAAUUAACUUCUUCAAAAAAACCGUGCCUGGACACAUUUUUCGAGGUAAGCGACGACUUAUAAAACCGGUGAGCAAACGCGCAAUUGAAACACUACGUCGUGAUUACGAAAGGCAGGAGCAAAAUAUGUUAUGGUUGCGACACCCUUACUUAACUGUGGAGGAAUCGUCGGGUCAUGCCAAAGAAUUGGGAAAGACUGAAGCUAAGUUGGCAAUGUGGAACGACCGACGCACAUUAACCAAAAUGAAACCACACAUAACCAUUGAGGAGAGACUUGCACAUUUGAAAGUAAAAGAAGCCUGGGAUUAAAUAUAAAUUAUUAAUUAAUAUAUUAAAUAAAACAUAUUAAAAAAAUAUCUGAAAAAUUACCCACAUUAUGGAAUACCGUUUGACGUCUGCAAGUUAUUUCUUAUAUUAACUCGGCACACGGUGAAUUUGUUUUUCCUUGUUUAUUAAUAAAUUGUUUAAUACAUAAUA
Molecule: messenger RNA, 563 nt
Organism: Bactrocera tryoni
Lineage: Eukaryota; Metazoa; Arthropoda; Insecta; Diptera; Tephritidae
Product: ribosomal protein 63, mitochondrial
Exons: 2
Coding region: 75-395 (106 amino acids)
Biological process (GO): mitochondrial translation
Cellular component (GO): mitochondrial ribosome
Molecular function (GO): structural constituent of ribosome
Source: RefSeq, a predicted model, not a curated record